GUGUGAAGGGCAUGGUACCUUCUCUGCUUUAUUUCUACUUCUGACCUAUUAAACAUCGUCCAGAAGUCGGGAGCAGUUAACCUCGAAUCCGAACUUGAUUAUAUAAGUGCAUGACACAGUCUCAAAUUCAUUAUCUGAAUCGGUAUGGCUCUCAUCCACAUCUCUUGUCUCAUUUUAGCUCUUAUUGAUAUGUUAGUCUCAUAUGGUGGGCCCGCUUUUGUGGCGGCGAAAGUUUACAUGGUGGUGAUGGAGGAUGAGCCCGUUAUCUCUUACAAAGCAAGACACCACAGAGUGUCGAGUGAUGAAGAAGCUAAGAAGUACAAGGAGGAGGUGAUAAUUAAGCAUGAUAUAUUCCUUGAGUCCCUCCUGCCAACAGGGUCCUAUACCAAACUCUACAGUUACACUCACCUGCUGAACGGAUUUGCGCUCUAUACAACAUCUGAAGAGGCUAUUAAGAUCCUCAAUGGUGCGAGGGGAGUACGGGCCAUCCACGAGGAUGUCAAGAUGAAGAAGAUGACCACCCACACACCAGACUACAUUGGGGUAUCCAGGGUCUGGCCGGGGCUAGGAGGAGCCAAGAGGUCUGGUGAUGGAGUGGUGAUCGGCAUGAUUGACACCGGCAUCAAUCCCAACCAUCCGAGCUUUGCCAGCCAACUGCAGGAGAUCAUGGCCUCUACAAAUCUCCAGAGUUUCAGAGGGAGUUGUGAGGCAGGAGACGGGUUCCCUACCUCCGCAUGCAAUGGGAAGAUCGUGGGUGCUCAGUUCUUUGCACGUGCGGCUAUGGCGUCUGGGGAGUUCAACGCCACUCGUGACUAUGCCUCCCCGUUUGAUUCUGAUGGUCAUGGCAGCCAUACUGCCUCAAUCGCCGCUGGAAAUUACCGGACUUCAGUGUCCUCUAAAGGUUAUAACUACGGGUAUGCGAGCGGCAUGGCCCCUGGAGCUCGGAUUGCUGUUUACAAAGCUGUUUACUCUUUUGGUGGCUACAUGUCUGAUGUAGUAGCGGCAGUUGACAAGGCAGUGGAAGAUGGUGUUGAUAUUCUGAACCUCUCUAUUGGCCCUUCUUCGGUUCCCCAUGGGGCGGCUUCUUUCCUUGACAUAUUAGAGGUGGAGCUCUUGCUUGCUACUAAGGCCGGAGUUUCAGUGAUUCAAGCAGUAGGCAAUGGGGGGCCUGAUUUUAGCUCAGUCCUCUCCUUCAGUCCGUGGAUCAUGAGCGUGGCGGCUUCGAUCACCGAUCGGAAGUAUAACAACUCAAUAGCACUUGCAAAUGGGCAGGUCUUGUACGGCAUCGGCCUUUCACCACCGACGACGGGCAAAGUACUGUUCCCGAUAGCUUCCGCAGGUGACUUGAUGGCAACGAACUCGAGCUUUCCGAUUCUCCCAACUUGCAAUCAGUGGAACCCUUUAAUUCCUGCUCUUGUUAGAGGGAAGUUGAUCAUUUGUGCUUAUAUAGCUAGUUUUGACUAUGCCUCCACCGGCAUCCACGACACUAUCGAUGCUAUGCAGAGGAUGGGCGCAGCUGGAGUCAUAAUAAUGCCGGACCAUGAUAUUGAUUCUGAAUAUGGGAUUCAGACUCCACUGAGUUUAUCAUUCCCUGCAAUCGUACUUCAGAGCCCACAGGAAGCACAGCACAAGCUUAGGUUCAUGGAACACAAAUUGAUCAAUGCUCUGCAGGAUUACUACAAUGCCCACACAGUGCGGGGCAGAAGUGGUGCUGUCAUUAGCUUCGGGGCAACAGGCCGAAUUUGUGAUGGACGGCGCGCCUUCUACACUCGCCAAGGGCCUAUUGUUGCCUCCUACUCUUCAAGAGGGCCCGGCAUAAAUAAUAACCUCUAUGAGACGGCUGAUGUACUCAAGCCCAACAUUUUGGCGCCGGGCUCAACCAUAUGGGCCGCCUGGAGCCCCAAGAGCCAGAUUGUUGAAGAAUUUAUAGGUGAGAACUUCGCCAUGCUAUCCGGCACGAGCAUGGCGUCUCCCCACAUCUCCGGCGUCGCUGCUCUGAUCAAACAGAAGCAUCCCGACUGGAGCCCCGCAGCCAUUGCCUCUGCCAUGAUGACAACGGCCGACACCACUGACCGCAGCGGUGCCCGUCUGUCAGCCCUGGCCAACGACCAGCUCAGUGCCGCCACCCCGUUCGACUACGGUGCUGGGGCCAUCAAUGCAUUCCGUGCCGUUGACCCAGGCCUCGUGUUUGACGCCGACUUCAACCAGUACAUGCAGUUCUUGUGCUCUGUCCCGGGUGUUGACGAUGACUCGGUCAGGCGGGCUGUGGGCUCCGGCUGCCCAACCAACCGUAUAGAUUGGUGCUCUGACCUGAAUGCACCGAGCGUGACUGUAGCCAACCUGAUGAGGUCGAGGGUCGUGCUGAGGAGGGUGAGGAGCGUCAGCGAGGAGAGGGAGACGUACACAGUGGCUGUGCAGGAGCCUGAGGGGGUUAAGGUAAGCGUGGUGCCGAGGGUGUUCGAGAUAGCGCCGAACAGGACGAGGGCGCUGAGGAUCGUGCUCAAGGCACGGGAGGUGAGAAACACUUUCUCUUUCGGAGAACUGGUGCUCAGUGGGGAUAAGGAGCAUGUUGUUAGGGUCCCUCUUGCCGUCCUUGCGAGUAGUACGUUGAAAGUUAUCAGUUGAGGUCCGAGAACUUCUGGUGCUGCUAUAAAGAAAAUUUGGUACCGAAAAA
Molecule: messenger RNA, 2674 nt
Organism: Ananas comosus (pineapple)
Lineage: Eukaryota; Viridiplantae; Streptophyta; Magnoliopsida; Poales; Bromeliaceae
Product: subtilisin-like protease SBT2.5
Exons: 10
Coding region: 145-2625 (826 amino acids)
Biological process (GO): proteolysis
Molecular function (GO): serine-type endopeptidase activity
Source: RefSeq, a predicted model, not a curated record